UUACCUUUCCAUACGUAGUUGUAAGUUAAUUUUAAAACGAUACACUCGAAAGUAAAAACCGUUCGAAUAUAAUCACUUAAAUAAAAAUGAAAUCGUAUGUAAUACUGUGCGCCCUUUUUCAACUGUUUAUUUUAACAUCAUCAGCUCCAGCAAAUGGUUCUAAUAAUACUGAUAUAAUAAGUGCCGAGGAAUUAAAAACUCAUUAUGCAAACAUACUAAAAUAUGAAAUAAAAAGUGCAAUGGAACUACAUAUGAAAUGCUUCUUGAAUGAAAGUCCUUGUGCAAAUCCACGUCUUGGUGAAUUUAAAAAAAAACUAUUUAAUUUCAUGAAAGACAAGUGCAGCGUAUGUACCAAUGAACAAAAAAUAUUCUUAAGCAAAGGAAUAAAAGAUUACAAAACAGAGCAUCCCAUUGAUUAUGCAAAAUUUUUGAAAUUAUACGAUCCAAAUGAAGCAUACUAUAAACAUAUAACAGAGAAUUUGUAAAUUUCGUCUAAAAAAUGAUUAUUUAUUUUUAAAACAAAUUUGAUAAAUUUAAACAACGAAUAAUGAAUUUUUUAAUGAGAUUAAAAAGACCACUUUUUAUGAAUAUUACAUUAUUUAAGAAAAUUUAAUAAAUUAAUUAAAAUGCACAAAGUACACACUUUAUAUCAUUAGAAAAAAGCUUGUAUUAUUUUUUGCGGUAAUUACAUUUUUUUUUUUUUUUAGAUAGUAUAUUGCAAAUAAUUUAAAACAAUUUAAUGGUAUAUAUAUAUAAUAUCAUUUUUUACAAAAACAAAUAUGGCUAUACAAAACUUUUAAAAGUGAAAAUUUGAUCAAUUUUAAAGAAAUUUAUUUGUCAUAUAGUUUCCUUUUAAAUACUCUAAUUAAAUUUAUAUGAUUCCCACUAAAUUAUUAUAUAUUUAUUAAAAUAUUAUCGUAAAUCAUGUUAAAUAUUUUGAAAUUCUAAAAAAUAAAUUGUUAGUAGUUAUGUGUCAAAUUCUGUUUCCAUGUAAAGAUGACAAACUUUUAAUGUUAAAAUUUUUUUUUAUUGAUUUUAAUUUUUAAAGUUAUUAAUUAAAAUGAUCAAUAAUCGAAAUUAAAAUGAAUAGUAUUAAUUUUUAAAUGUUCAAUGUAAUUAAAUAGGAAUCAAUUAUAACGACCAUUAGAUACUUUAACAUUUUUUAUGUUAGUAUUAUGAACUACUUACUUAACAAAUACAUUCUUUAUGGAUUACGGUUUGAAAUAAUUGAUACUCAAAUGAUUUUCUCUAAACAAAAUACCAUUAAACGUAAAUAGAGACUGGUAUGAAAUAGCGUCUCUACUAUUUGCAGUUAUAAAUAAGACAACGAAUUUACAGAAUAAU
Messenger RNA from Daktulosphaira vitifoliae (grape phylloxera), 1344 nucleotides. RefSeq names its product ejaculatory bulb-specific protein 3-like. The record is from RefSeq and is a predicted model, not a curated record. The transcript is spliced from 2 exons. The coding region runs from base 87 to 485 and encodes 132 amino acids. Lineage: Eukaryota; Metazoa; Arthropoda; Insecta; Hemiptera; Phylloxeridae.